Molecule: messenger RNA, 126 nt
Organism: Diversispora eburnea
Lineage: Eukaryota; Fungi; Glomeromycota; Glomeromycetes; Diversisporales; Diversisporaceae
Source: the annotation of a GenBank genome assembly
AUGCCUAGAGCUCAUGAGCAUAUUGUAUUAGUAUCAAGUGCCAAAAGUCAGUAUAAUGAUGAUGUUCAAGCAUUUCAGUGUUACGCGGUAAUGGGAAUAAUAUCUAAUCUUCAUAAACCAUGGUGA